Molecule: messenger RNA, 3003 nt
Organism: Beta vulgaris subsp. vulgaris (sugar beet)
Lineage: Eukaryota; Viridiplantae; Streptophyta; Magnoliopsida; Caryophyllales; Amaranthaceae
Product: disease resistance RPP13-like protein 4
Exons: 2
Coding region: 176-2710 (844 amino acids)
Biological process (GO): defense response to other organism
Molecular function (GO): ADP binding
Source: RefSeq, a predicted model, not a curated record
AGUGUUACUCCAAUUGUUUAUGGAUACUCUUCAAAGGUUUGAAUAGUCAAAAGUCAACUAAUCCUCCAUUUCCUAGUUCCCACUUAUUUACAAUGAUUAAUUUGAAGUCAUCAUCAACCUCUUAUCAUCAUCCAACUUCAAGAUUCCCUCAUCACUGACAGUUCUGGAGUAGAAUAUGGUGGACGCAGUGGUCACUGUGUUUUUGGAAAAACUUUUCAAUGUCCUUGUUCAGGAGGGUGGUGUUUUACUUGGUUUCAAAGAUCAGUUUAAGAAGCUACAAAAUGAUCUCAAAUACAUGCAAAGCUUCUUUAAAGACGCCGAGAGGCUCAAAAGGAAAGAUGAGUCUCUAAAAUGCACUCUGGCCGACAUGCGUGAGCUGGUAUAUGAAGCUGAAGACAUACUUGCAGAUUGCCAGCUUUUGUCAAAUAGUUCUGGAAAACUUCUUGAAGACUAUUCUCCUACAAAGGUUCCAGCCAAAUACCAAAUGGGGAAAAGAAUUGGUGAAAUCAAUGAAAAGAUCAAUAGCAUUAAAAAUAACAUCUCAUCUUUUCUUGGGCCUCUUCAACCUGUCCAUGGUAAUGUAGAAGAAGAGGGACCACCCAGAUGGAGUUCUCCCGUCUACGAUCACACCCAGGUGGUUGGAUUAGAACGCGAUACAAGAAAACUCAAAGAUUGGUUAUCCCAAUCAGAUAGCAGUGGCAUACUAUCCAUUGGAGUUGUGGGUAUGGGUGGACUGGGGAAAACCACUGUUGCUCAAACGGUCUUUAACGACAAGGACAUUGAUCUUCGGUUUGAGAAGAGAAUUUGGGUCUCUGUAUCUCAGAAGUUUAAUGAAGAGCAGAUAAUGAGGAGCAUCUUGAGAUACCUCGGAGACACUAACAUUGGGGAUAAUCAUGGUGAUUUACUAAGGAGGAUAAACCAAUACCUUUUAGGCAAGAGGUUUCUGAUUGUGUUGGACGAUGUAUGGAGUGAGGAUACUUCAUGGUGGGUGAGAAUUUAUGAGGGUUUACCAAAAGGAAAUGGGAGUUGUAUUAUUGUGACCUCUAGAAUCGAGGAAGUUACUAGAAAAAUGAGAGUGCAGGAAGCAAGAAUUCAUCGGCCCCAAGUCUUGAAUGAGGGUCACAGUUGGUCACUUUUCUGCAAUGUAGCUUUUGCAGAAACACAUGGUGAAUGUACAUCGACUGAACUUGAGAGCGUUGGUAAGGAGAUUGUCUCCAAAUGCAGAGGCCUUCCACUGGCAAUCAAGGCAGUUGGAGGAAUGAUGCUAUGCAAGCCACCAUACUAUCACGAGUGGAGAAGGAUUGCAGAUCAUUUCCGGGAUGAAUUGGGUGUUGAAGACAACUCUGUCAUGGCUUCCUUGCAGUGUAGCUAUGAUGAGCUCCCACCUUACUUGAAAUCUUGCUUCCUCUCCCUUUCCAUUUAUCCUGAAGACUGUGAAAUUAGUAAAGACCAAUUAGUCCGAUGGUGGAUUGGGGAAGGGUUUGUGCCUGUGAGAAAUGGUAGGCUAGCAACUGAAGCUAGUGAGGAUUGCUUCUCUGGUUUAACUAAUAGGUGCUUAGUUGAAGUGGUCGAGUGGGAUUAUAAUGGAAAAAUAUCUACUUGCAAAGUCCAUGAUAUGGUCCGAGAUCAGGUAAUCAAGAUUGCAGCUGAUGACGCCUUCUCUGGAUUAAGUGCUGCUCAUUGUCGUCAUCUGGGGCUUACCACAGACAUGGAGGAAAAGCAGAUGGUUACGAGCAAAAAAAUGCGGGCAUUGGUAUCCACCUCCAAAAGUGGUGAAGUGAACAAAAUUGCUACAUGUAUUGGGAAUAAGUUGUGUGAUUUUCGGUACCUGCGAGUGCUGGAUUUGUCGAAAUCUAUCUUUGGAGUGCUUCUUGCCGACCUACUGUGCAAGGUUGGCGGGUUAAAACACUUGACAUGCUUCAACUUAAGCAACACCCACCCAUUGACUCAAGUUCCUCAAACAUUAGAGAAACUUCAUAACCUUCAGAUAUUGGAUUUAAGUUACUGUCAGAGUCUAAGAUCCCUUCCUGCUUUUGUCAUGACUUUCAAGAACCUAGUGGUGCUAGACGUGAGUCAUUGUGGGUCCCUUGAGCUCCUGCCAAGAGGCUUGGGGAUGCUAUCACAUCUUCAAGUGCUGUUAGGAUUCAAGCCAGCUAGGCUGGAAAGCGAAGGUUCUAGAAUCUCUGAGUUGAGAAACUUAAGUGAUCUGAGGAUACUGGAACUGCAACUGACUCGAGCUGAUGAAAUCGAUGAUGCUGAGACUGAUGCCUUGACUGGCUUAAGAAAGAUGCAGAUUUUGACAAUAAGUUGUUUUAACAGCUUUGAGAGUGAUAAACUCAUAUCUAAACUUGAGAAAGUCUGCCCACCCUCACAGCUACACGAGUUGUCUCUUAAAUUUUACCCCGGAAAAAUCAGCCCAAAAUGGCUUAACCCGGUUUCUCUGCCUAUGCUCAGAUACCUUUCACUAUGCGGAGGAAACCUAAGACAGUUGAGCAGAGGUUUCUGGGGAAAUGAUGAAACUUCUUGGAGAAUUGAGGGCUUGAAGCUGGAUUCACUGUCUAAUCUGAAUGUAGAAUGGGAGAUGAUUCAAGGAGUAAUGCCAUCCUUAAAAACCGUGCACGCUUGUUGGUCUCCCGAAUUGAUAGCCUUCCCAAUAGAGGGAAUUGGUUUCAGAGGUGGUGUAUGGAAGAAGAGUGACCGGAACAACUAAAUCAAAGAAAGAGAAAAUAGAUUUGCACUCCUCAUUGCCAGGUAUAGAACUCUGCAGUUUCGAACCUGUAUCUUGUUAACUUUGAGAUUUUAUGUUGAAAUAUUUGUGUUUUCCCCUUUCUGAUGCAUUUCAGAUUAUCAUUUUCACUGUUUUGAUUUAUGUUCAUUUGGUUUAUAGAGCAAGAUCUCUUUCCUUAUUGGGAUAUUGCAUUAUUGUAUGCCGGAGUGCAUUUUUCUCCGUAUGUUAACAAUGUGUAUGAUUGCAGUAUAUUCAUAGAAUCACCAUUUCUAUCA